AACAGCGCAAUAGCUCUCGGAAGUUCGGCAUUGUUGGUUGCAGUAAAACUUUCAAAUUUUCCGUAAUUCGUUGAUUGUGAAGUCAGAGGAUGUCUCUUCCGCGCAAUAUUGGAACGCUGUUGAAGGUUUCGCGGACACGCAGCGUGCCGUGCGCCCUGUACCAUCAGAAUGUUUUGGAGCACUACGAAAACCCCCGGAACGUCGGCUCGAUGGACAAGAAAGACAAGAACGUGGGAACCGGUCUCGUCGGAGCUCCGGCCUGCGGCGAUGUCAUGAAGCUGCAAAUCAAGGUAGACGACAACGGUAAAAUCAUCGACGCCAAGUUCAAAACUUUCGGAUGCGGAUCGGCCAUUGCCUCGAGCUCGCUGGCCACCGAAUGGGUCAAAGGAAAGACGCUGGACCAGGCGAAGCAGCUGAAAAACACGGACAUUGCGAAGGAACUAUCCUUGCCGCCGGUCAAGCUGCAUUGCUCCAUGCUGGCGGAGGACGCCAUCAAGGCGGCGCUGGACGAUUACAAGAAGAAACAGAAAGUCGAAUAGAGGCGAUGCUGGAGGUUGAACUCAAAUGAUUGGCGCAGGUGGAAUGUAAGAUAAGGAUUGCUAUUUCAUAGUUUGUACGUUCGGACUUGUUUGUGGAUGCAUAAGUAGUAGUAAAUAAAGCUCGUGUACUGUGUUGAUAAC
Molecule: messenger RNA, 680 nt
Organism: Anopheles cruzii
Lineage: Eukaryota; Metazoa; Arthropoda; Insecta; Diptera; Culicidae
Gene: IscU
Product: iron-sulfur cluster assembly scaffold protein IscU
Exons: 1
Coding region: 90-539 (149 amino acids)
Biological process (GO): iron-sulfur cluster assembly; intracellular iron ion homeostasis
Cellular component (GO): mitochondrial matrix; cytoplasm
Molecular function (GO): 2 iron, 2 sulfur cluster binding; ferrous iron binding
Source: RefSeq, a predicted model, not a curated record